AUGGGUUCAAGAAGUGUGCUUAUGAACAUACCUUAUUCACGAAAAUAUCAAAAGAUGAAAGAUGAAAGAAUAAUUAUCUGCUUGUAUGUGGACGAUCUUAUUAUAGCUAGUGAUUCAAUGUCUAGUCUCAAGUCAUUCAAGGAUUUAAUGAAACGUGAGUUUGAAAUGACUGAUAUGGGAACACUACAUUACUUUCUGGGAAUGGAAGUUACCUUCAACAAUGGAAACAUUACUCUCUCACAAAAUCAAUAUGCAAAGGCUUUGUUAGACAAAUUUAAUAUGACAAACUGUACCGCUCUUUCAACUCCAAUGGAAUAUGGUUUGCGUUUGUCAAAGCAAGAUAUGGAUGACGAAGUAGAUUCCAACUUAUAUAGGAGACUGGUGGGAAGUCUGAUGUAUCUGACGAAUACUAGACCAGAUUUAAUGUUUGCAGUAAACAAGAUAAGCCAAUUCAUGGAACAGCCCAAGCGAAGUCACUGGGAAGCUGGAAAGAGGAUACUAAGAUAUGUAAAAGGAACUCUAAAUCAAGGGCUUGUUUACUCAAAAGGAGGGAAAGGGACAUUAACGGGCUUCAGUGACAAUGAUUAUGCAGGUAACAUUGAUGACAGUAAGAGCACAUCUGGAUAUGUAUUUCAGUUAGGAACAGGAACUGUAGCAUGGCAGUCAAAGAAACAAAAGGUGGUAGCUUUAUCUUCAACAGAGGCCGAGUAUAUCGCUCUUUCCAUGGCUGGAUGUCAAGCUCUUUGGCUUCAAGGAAUUCUAGAAGAACUUCAAGAAGGAGCCAAAGGUCCAAUAGUAAUUCAUUGUGACAACAAAUCCACGAUAAGUCGGGCAAAAGAUCCUGGAUUUCAUGGCAAGAGCAAACACAUAAGAAUCAAAUACCAUUUCAUUCGAGAUCUAAUCAAGAACAACGAUGUAGAAGUUCGUUUUUGUCCCACUGGAAGCCAAAUUGCAGAUAUACUCACUAAAGCUCUGCAACUUAAAGUCUUCAAUCAUCUGAAGAAUCAGCUGCAGAUAUGGGACGCACACACUGAAUAA
Messenger RNA from Helianthus annuus (common sunflower), 1038 nucleotides. RefSeq lists its product as uncharacterized. The record is from RefSeq and is a predicted model, not a curated record. The transcript has a single exon. The coding region runs from base 1 to 1038 and encodes 345 amino acids. Lineage: Eukaryota; Viridiplantae; Streptophyta; Magnoliopsida; Asterales; Asteraceae.